GGCCCAAGAACUUGGCUAGGCAGAUGAGAGGACUCUUGUUCAUCUGUGCAGUGAGAAGCGUGAGUCUCCCAAGACUACUACACUCGAGCUCCAUCUCUAGCUCAGCUUCAGCUUCGUCGAGAGCUACCCUGAUCUCCUCCAAUCUCGCCGUCAAAAUUUCCCACACCGCCGCGUCAGGUUUGUCUUCGUCUAUUCUAUCUUCUUCCCGAGUGAUAACCACUGUCUCAUCAUCCAUGGCGGCUUCUGGAGGCGAAGGAGCUGUUUUCAAUCUGUCCGAUUCUAGCCUUCUCAAAAUCCUCAAAGGCGACAUCACCAAAUGGUCCAUCGGUGCAUCCUCCGAUGCUAUUGUGAAUCCAGCAAAUGAGCGAAUGCUAGGUGGUGGUGGUGCAGAUGGAGCAAUACAUAGAGCUGCUGGGCCACAGCUUAGAGCAGCGUGCUAUGAGGUCCCUGAAGCUCGUCCCGGAGUCCGUUGUCCGUUAGGGGAAGCAAGAAUCACUCCGGGUUUUAACUUGCCUGCAUCCCGUGUGAUUCACACUGUUGGACCUAUCUAUGACUCAGCUGUCAAUCCUAAAGAAUCCCUCACCAAUUCUUACAGAAAUAGUCUGAGAGUGGCUAAGGAAAACAACAUCAGAUACAUUGCAUUUCCUGCCAUAUCUUGUGGUAUUUACGGAUAUCCUUUUGAUGAAGCUGCUGUGAUCGGUAUAUCAACGAUCAAAGAGUUCGCCAAUGACUUUAAAGAGGUGCAUUUUGUUUUGUUCGCUGACGAUAUCUAUAGCGUGUGGGUAAACAAAGCAAAGGAGGUACUACAAAAAGCUUAAGAUAAGCAUGAAUAAAAUAGUUUGCUAUGUGUGUUGUGUGAAGAGAGACUUGUGAUGCUCCACACAAAGGAAACAUUUGCUAUUUGUGGUUGUGUGGUGAGAGUCUUGUGAUUGUCCGUAAAUGGGUAUGGUUUUUGAAGGAUUGUCUUUGCUUUUUA
Molecule: messenger RNA, 976 nt
Organism: Raphanus sativus (radish)
Lineage: Eukaryota; Viridiplantae; Streptophyta; Magnoliopsida; Brassicales; Brassicaceae
Exons: 7
Coding region: 24-818 (264 amino acids)
Source: RefSeq, a predicted model, not a curated record